Cuscuta campestris is the source of this 1176-nucleotide messenger RNA. Lineage: Eukaryota; Viridiplantae; Streptophyta; Magnoliopsida; Solanales; Convolvulaceae. The record is from the annotation of a GenBank genome assembly.
AACCAAGUGGUUUUCAGCAUUUUAUGAUCUGCUUUCACUCUUUGGCAUGUUUAAACGGUUCUCCAACAAAAACACUUUGAAAACCAUCUCUCGUUUUUAGUCGUUUGACAAAAACCACGCAAAACGGCGUAAACUUGGCUAGCCGUGGUUUUUAAUCAAAUGAAGUGAUUUUUAAAGUGUCUCACUUGAUUUCUUAGCCAAAUACAUCAAAUAAGUGUUUUAAACACUUGGUUUUUAUUUUGGAGAACCUUGGAUUUUUCGGUCGGUUUUUGCAUCGGUUGGCUAGGCCGUGGUUAAGGCAAAAACCACAGGGAUUGGAGAAGGUCAAUCAACUACACGGCCACCUCUUUUUGAUGGAACUAAUUAUACAUAUUGGAAAGAACGAAUGAGAAUCUAUAUUCGUUCCACGAACUUCCAAUUAUGGUUGGUUAUUAAAAACGGGGAAGAGGUGCCGAUGAAGAAAGUCGGAGACAAGUUAAUCCCCAAGACCGAAGAUGAGUUUGAUGCCGAGGACAUCAAAAAGGUCGAGAAUUACGCAAAGGCAAUAAAUAUGCUUUAUUGUGCCGUAAAUCCUGAUGACUACCGCAAGAUCUCCUGCUACUCAACCGCCAAGGAGACGUGGGAUAAACUUGAGGUGACGUAUGAAGGAACGGACCAAGUACGUGAAGCCAAGAUUGACUUCCUCACCCAAGAAUAUGAGAUGUUCAGGAUGAAGGAGCAUGAGAAGAUUGACGACAUGUUCGACCGAUUUUCCAAGAUAGUCAACGAUCUUCAUGCAUUAAAGAAGACGUACACCGACAGGGAUCUUGUGCGAAAGAUCCUAUGGAGCUUGACAUCCGAAUGGCGAUCCAAGGCCGAUGCCAUCUAUGAAUCAAUCGGCACAUCAAAUGUCACCAUCGAUGGCCUAAGAGGUAAUCUAAAAACCUAUGAAUCGACUAUUCUUAAUCCGUCUUUGAAUGACCAAAGGAAAGGGAUAACACUAAAAGCCGUCAAAGAAUCAACGAUGGAUGAUUCAAGUGACGAUGAUGAAGUCAAGCUUGUCAUGAAGAAGUUCUGCAAACUUCUAAGAAAGAAAGAAAAGGUUGAGGAUGGCCCUGUGUGCUAUGGAUGUGGAGAAGCCGGGCACAUCAAGAACAAAUGCCCGAAAAGCGGAAGGAAUGCUCGACACUUCAAAAG